AUGAAGUUCUCGAAUGAGCUCGAAGCUCAGCUCAUACCAGAAUGGAAGGCAGCCUUCGUCAACUACGGGCGACUCAAGAAGCACGUCGAGGACAUCGAGCUUUUGAAAAAACCAAAGCAACCUCAGCAAGUCGACCGCAACUUCACCUGGUCCAUUUUAGAACCCAUUCGUUCCAUGGUCAAGAAAGUUGCCAGCAAGUUCCAAAAGUCCCCUAACACCACCGUCAAAACCCUGAAGAAGAAUACGAAUGACGUGGAGAAUGGAGGGGAAGAAGAAUGGGAGGAGCGUGAAGCCUACGAAAACGAAGUGAACUUAUUUCUCGGGAGGGUGAAUGAGGAGCUCAGCAAGGUGAACCAGUUCCAUAAGUCAAGAGAGGAUGAAUUUCUUGAGAGAGGAGAUGCACUCCGUAAGCAGCUCCAAAUUCUGCUGGACCUCAAGCAGAUGCCCGGCAACGGGGAGCGCCGGAAAAAUUCUCCGGGGCUCAAUGCGGCGAGCGCCAUAGCCUCUCCGCACUCUUCAUGGCCAUCCUCCAAUGGCAUAUCCAAUUUUCCAGAGACCCCGAAGGAAUUGCUCCAAACCCCCACAGGAACGCCGGAGAUGACGGACGAUGUGACCAAUGUGCUCGAGAGGAACGGGGUAAGUUUCGUGGGGCCAAAAAUGCCGACUUGGAUGAUAAUGGCCGUGGCAUCAAUGCUGUGGGAAUGUUUGGCGAACUCCCCAAGGAAAGAUGGAGUAGCAGGUUUCAUCAACAGGAAGAAGAUCCAGUAUGCUGAGGAGAUGAUUCGAGGGGCUUUUGUGGAGCUGUACAGAGGCCUUGGUCUACUCAAAACUUACAGCUCCUUGAAUAUGAUGGCUUUCACUGAGGUACUCAAAAAUUUUGAACAGGUGACAAAGAGACGGGCAUCAGCAAGUUAUCUUAAAAAAGUGAGAGAAUCACAUUUCGUAAGUUCAAACAAGGUGGUGAGGUUAAUAAAUGAAGUGGAGUCUACAGUCACAAAGCACUUCGCCAGCAAUGACAGAAAAACGGCGAUGAUGUUCUUGAAGCCCCAGCACAAAGAUUCUUACAGAAGCACUCUCUUUGUUGGUUUGUCCGCCGCUUCUUUUUUGACAUUUUUUACCCUAUACGCAAUUUGGUUACACGUAACUGGUGUUUUCAAUCCCACCCCGGACAUGGUCUACAUAGAAACUGUCUACCCUGUCUUUCAGUAUUUCAUCUUGUGUAGCUUGCACCUGUUCGUGUACGGAUGCAAUCUGUUCCUGUGGAAGAGCACGAGGAUCAACCACAACUUCAUAUUCGAGUUCUCGUCGAGCACCGCCCUCGAGUACGGCGACGCCUUCCUCCUCUCCAUGACCUUCAUGACCACUGUGGUCGGCGCCAUGAUCGUCGAUCUUAUCCUGCGGGACAGCAGCUCCUCGCCGAGCCUGGUCGAUGCAAUGCCUGGGGUCCUCCUUCUGAUUUUCUUCACCGUGCUGGUUUGCCCGAUUGACAUAUUCUACCGCUCGACUCGAUUUUGCUUCAUUCGUGGGAUGCGCAAUAUAGUUUUCUCUCCAUUUUAUAAGGUUCCGAUGGUUGACGUUUUUUUGGCUGAUCAACUCACUAGCCAGAUCCCAUUGCUAAGGCACAUAGAGUCCACGGCUUGCUACUUCUUGGCCAGAAUUUUCAAGACAGAGCAAGAAACGUGCAUAUCGGGAAGGCAUUUUAAAGAACUUGCUUACCUCAUUUCAUUCUUGCCUUAUUAUUGGCGUGCCAUGCAGUGCGCUAGGAGGUGGUUCGACGAACGCGACACGAACCAUCUGGCUAACAUGGGGAAGUACGUGUCGGCGAUGGUGGCGGUGGGGGUAAGGAUCACGUACGCGAGGCACCCCAACUGCCUGUGGCUCGGUAUGGUCCUGGUGACCUCCGUGGUGGCCACUGUGUAUCAGUUGUACUGGGAUUUCGUCAAGGAUUGGGGGUUUCUCAAACCCAAAUCGAGAAACCUGUGGCUGAGGGACGACUUGGUUCUCAAGCACAAGUGCAUCUAUUACAUCUCCAUUGCUUUGAAUGUAGUUUUGAGGGUUGCAUGGGUGGAGACAGUGCUGAGCUUUAAUGUCGGAGCGGUCGAGUCGAGGUUGCUGGAUUUCUUCUUGGCUUCUUUGGAAGUCAUUCGACGUGGUCAUUGGAAUUUUUACAGAUUGGAGAACGAACACUUGAACAACGUGAGAAAGUUCAGAGCGGUGAAGACGGUUCCGCUUCCCUUCCGCGAAAUGGACCCUCUCAGAGCUAAAUCACAUGGAGGGAUGAUUCCUUGA
Messenger RNA from Eucalyptus grandis, 2289 nucleotides. RefSeq names its product phosphate transporter PHO1. NCBI's taxonomy places the organism in Eukaryota, Viridiplantae, Streptophyta, Magnoliopsida, Myrtales, Myrtaceae. Gene Ontology annotation, molecular function: inositol hexakisphosphate binding. The record is from RefSeq and is a predicted model, not a curated record. The transcript has 15 exons. Gene Ontology annotation, cellular component: plasma membrane; cytoplasm; Golgi apparatus. Gene Ontology annotation, biological process: phosphate ion transport; cellular response to phosphate starvation. The coding region runs from base 1 to 2289 and encodes 762 amino acids.